AUGACCACAUUGUUUUUAUCAGAAUGUGGGUUAAGGCCACUUCCUGUACUGUACACUCAACCAAGAACAAGUGCAAUUUCAUCUCAAAAACUUCCAAAGUUUGGAUUUUUAAACAAAACAAGCAAAAGGGUGUCUUUAGAUCUUAGGUUUAAGGCAAGAAAGUGGGAAUUGAAAGUGAGUGCUCCUUCUAGAGUUAGUACUGAUGAAGAAGAAGCAGAGGGUGCUGUGAAGGAGUUACCACAAUUUGACCCUGGUGCACCACCUCCUUUUACAUUGGCUGAUAUAAGAGCAGCUAUACCUAAACAUUGCUGGGUUAAGGAUCCUUGGAAGUCUAUGAGUUAUGUUGUGAGAGAUGUUGUGGUGGUUUUAGGUUUGGCGGUUGUUGCUGCUUAUGUUAAUAGUUUGUUUGUUUGGCCUCUUUAUUGGGCUGCUCAAGGAACAAUGUUUUGGGCUCUCUUUGUUCUUGGUCAUGAUUGUGGUCAUGGAAGCUUUUCAAACGAUCCAAAGCUGAAUAGUGUUGCAGGGCAUUUGCUGCAUUCUUCAAUCCUAGUACCAUAUCAUGGAUGGAGAAUUAGUCAUAGAACACAUCAUCAAAAUCACGGCCACGUUGAAAAUGAUGAAUCUUGGCACCCAUUGCCGGAGAAAAUCUUCAAGAGCUUGGAUAAUGCAACAAAAAUUUUAAGAUUUACAAUACCUUUCCCAAUGCUUGCAUAUCCUUUCUACCUUUGGAGUAGAAGUCCGGGGAAAAGUGGUUCUCACUUCGAUCCAAACAGUGACUUGUUUGUCCCGAAUGAAAGAAAAGAUGUUAUUACUUCAACAGUUUGUUGGACAGCUAUGGCUGCUUUGCUUGUAGGAUUAGGAUUCGUUAUGGGUCCAAUUCAAUUACUCAAGCUUUAUGGCAUUCCUUAUAUGCUUUUUGUUAUGUGGUUGGAUUUGGUGACUUAUUUGCAUCACCAUGGUCAUGAAGACAAAUUACCAUGGUAUCGUGGCCAGGAAUGGAGCUACCUUAGAGGCGGACUUACAACUCUAGAUCGCGAUUACGGAUUGAUAAAUAACAUCCAUCAUGACAUUGGAACUCAUGUCAUUCAUCACUUAUUUCCUCAAAUCCCACACUACCACUUAAUAGAAGCUACCGAGGCAGCGAAACCAGUUCUUGGAAAAUACUACCGAGAGCCGAAGAAAUCGUCACCUUUACCAUUUCACCUAAUUGGAGAGUUAAUAAAAAGCAUGAAGAAAGACCAUUUUGUCAGCGACACCGGUGAUAUUGUUUACUACCAAACAGACCCUAACCUUAGUGGCUCUUCUACAUCAAAAUAA
This is a messenger RNA of Lathyrus sativus (Indian pea), 1317 nucleotides long. The record is from the annotation of a GenBank genome assembly. Lineage: Eukaryota; Viridiplantae; Streptophyta; Magnoliopsida; Fabales; Fabaceae.